AUGAUCAAAGCUACUGAUUCAAAACAACAGCAGAGGGUCCAUGUGGCAGCCGCCGUGGGACUUCUGUCUAUAAUUUUCUAUGCGGUUGGAUUUAGAUUCGUUGUCAUCUUCUCAGUGGUUGGGUCGCUUCUCGGUGGAAUUCUUUUCGCGAAAUGGAUUUUCGAGUGUUCCAAUGGAGAAUUACUUUAUCAGUGGAAGGACUUCUUCAAUGUCAAAUCUUCUACACCAGAAUACGAAAUUGAAGAUGACGAUGAUGCCAAAGUAGACACAGCAAAAACACGUAGAAUGCCUUGGCAGGGUCUAACUCUACCAUCAUCGCUAAACGAGUCUAUAGAGAACUUGUUGAACGAAAUCGUAGAACAGUAUGUGAAUGGAUGGUACGGCGGGGCGAUUAGCAGGGAUCGAGCAUUUAUAAACGAAAUCAAAUACCAACUCCGUUACGCUUCUGCAAAUCUCGUUCGUUGUAUUCGUCGUGUCGACUUGUCCAAAUUUGUAGCAGACGAGGCUCUUCCCAUUGCAACAUUUCAUGCCACUCGACUAACAGAAUUAGAACAAAAACUUCGUCUUUCAAACACGCCACCUAGAUCUCUUCUAGAAUCCCAAAUAGCUGAGCAGCUAGACGAUAUCCACGUGGCACUGAGCGGAAGAGAAGAGGAAACUGCUUAUGUUCGACAAAUUUCUGAUUUUCUAAUUCCACGUCUUCUGGAUGAGACUAGGCUGGCUGGAAGAGCUCAUGACGAUGACAGUCCUCUACGUUUGUUCGGAAGAGGAAAGAACGAACGACCGUGGCCAUCGAAAUCAGUGAGAGGAUUUCUGAGGGAAAUGUUGACGAAUGCAGUGCUACUUCCAGUUUUUGAUUUGUUAACUCAACCAGAUACAAUCAACAAUUGGUUAAUUUUGUUAUUCGACGAGGAUCGAAAAAUCGAAAUGAUGCAAGAAGCUAUAGAUCUGACUCCAAUCCCAAUACUGAAAGGACUGUGUGAUGACUCAACGUCUUCAUCCGAUAAUCUGCCAGAUUCUCUCCUUCAGCUGAAACUCACCGAGAUACUCCGUGAUGCUCGUCUAUACUCAAUAUUCCGAAUGUAUCUUCAAGAUAUCCGAGGACCAGUUCACGAGCUACAGUUUCUAGUAGAAGCCACACGAAUAUUAGAUAGUAUUCAAAGAAAGUCAGAAACCGGAAGCCAAAUUGCGUAUGAUAUAUGGCAGCUGUACGGGCAAUUUGUACAUGAAAGUGCUCAAGAGAGAAUUCGACUAGAUGAAAAACUUGUGGAUCAGUACAAACUAGCUGUGGAAAGCAAAGAUUUGAUGGUUCUAGAAAGCAUUAUUGAAUUGUCCUAUCAAGAAGUCUAUAACCGAACUCAGUUGACACACGUCGUCUCGUUUUGCCAAUCUGAAUGCUUCCUUGGAUACCUAUGCGGUUCCCCUCCAAUUACUAUCAACGAGCUGAUUGACCAACAGGACAGACAACGAGUCGCAGCUCCUGUCGAACGAACAUUUUCACUUUCACAACUCAGAGCUCGUGUCAGAAGAGCAUUGACUACUGGAGGAGAAGAGGAAGGGGGAGGAGGAGGUGUUGAGACUCCAGAAUCGCAAGGAGGUGGAUCUUCCGCUUCUUCUUACGUGAAUGUGGAUGUUCCUGCGAUCGAUGUGAUCAAUGCUGAGGGGAAUAUUGAAGAGGAAGAGAAGGCGGUUCCGAUGCCAACUACCCCUGGACUUGUAAUGGAUUCUGAACCUAUUGACCUGAACUGCUGGAAAGUAAAUGUUUCACAAGUAUCUGGUUUGAGAGAGCGGCACACGGAUCGACAAGUUUACGUUUUCAUAAUAGAAGUAGAGCGUCCAGAUGCGAAGCCUCACGAAACGCAACGAUGGUCGAUCCAUCGUACCUUCUCCGAAUUCUAUGUUCUCGAGGCUAAACUCAAUGAGUUCCAUGGAAACACUCUUCGAUUUUCUCCACUUCCAACUCGGAAAACCUUUGCAACUAGAGAUAAGCCAUUUAUGGAACAACAUCGUCUUAUCUUCUCAACAUUCAUCUCCACUCUCUGUAAACAGAAAGUCUUGAAUCGAUCCGAACUGCUCCUGGCGUUCCUCUCAUCAAAUGAAGAGUUUCGAGACACCCUCUCACUGGGAGAUUUGAAUCCAUGGAAAGUGGUGAAAAAGACGUUACCAGUAAAAUUGGUAGGAAGAGAAAAAGGUCAAAAUUUGAAGCCAUUCCUUCUAAAAACUCUUGCUCAAACGUUGGCUCCUCCGGAUCGUGUACAACCAAAGUCGGAUAAAGACAUUGAUGACGUCACACCAACGAAUUCCGGAGCAUCUUUGGCAACCAACGCAGUCUACUCUUCGAUUUAUGGAAACAAUUUUGACAGUGUGUUCAGAGAAUCUCACAAAAAUUUAGAUGAUCCUCAAUUAUGGACAAAUUCCGCAUAUGAUUCAAUUUUACUAUUAUUCUGGAAACCACUGAAAUGUCGGUUCGAAUGGACGGCUCCGAUUUUCAGUGCGAUUCGAUCCCUCUGCCGUAAAACAAUUGACUCUGUUAUUCGUUCAGUUUUUACGACAGUCUUCCAAAAAUCGUUAUCAGUUGCCAAUUUGAGCUACCUUGUACAUCAUAUUCAGUGGUCCCUGUUCUGUAAUGACGCUCCAUGGCCAACUGAACAAGAAAUGAAGAUGCGAGAAGAAUUGGCAAUGCGAAGAACACUGGAGUACUUCCAAAACAAUGUAAGCCUUAUAAUUAACAGUACUUCUCUAAAUUUUAUUCUUUUCCAGAUUCCAAUUCAUGCUCAACGCCUAAUCGGUCGUGACGACAUCAAAAAUCUUCUCGCUCGCAUAAUCGAUGCUCUGCAGUAUCCCCGUCUCAACAAACAACUUUUAUACGUUCUCGUUGAUAGUAUCUUGGUACAAAUCUUCCCAGAACUAGACGAGUCUAGCCAACAUCCGCUACAAUAG
Messenger RNA from Caenorhabditis briggsae, 2940 nucleotides. Gene Ontology annotation, biological process: autophagosome maturation. The transcript has 7 exons. Gene Ontology annotation, molecular function: phosphatidylinositol binding. NCBI's taxonomy places the organism in Eukaryota, Metazoa, Nematoda, Chromadorea, Rhabditida, Rhabditidae. The coding region runs from base 1 to 2940 and encodes 979 amino acids. Gene Ontology annotation, cellular component: late endosome. The record is from RefSeq and is a predicted model, not a curated record.